AUGAGGGUUCUUUCAGCUUGGGCCUUGAUGGCAGCGGCCACCGUCAGCGCGAUGCCGCAGCCGCUGAACAAGAGAGAUCCCUUCCCGCCUGAUGGAACUGUGGUGGGAGGUGUUCCUCACCGACCCUUCAGAAUCAGGCGACAAGCGGCACCGGCUGCACCGGCUACUCCUCAAGGCAAUCAACUCAUCCCGGUAGUGGUCGGCGGAGCGCAGGAUACUUUCGUACCGAACUUGAUCACGGCGCAGGUCGGCGAUGUCGUACAGUUCCAGUUCAGCAACGGCAACCACACGGUCACGCAGAGCGCGGAGGGUGCAGCAUGCCAGCCGCUGCAGGACACGGUGCCUACCGCCAUUCACAGCGGACACAUUCCUUUCAAGGACGGCCAGGCGAUGGUUGGCACGUUCAACAUGCCGAUUACGAGUACCGCCACGAUGUUCAUGUACUGCGCCACGGGGCCUCACUGUCAAGAGGGCCAGGUGCUGGUCAUCAACCCCACAAACGCGCAACAAGUCGUUCAGUACUCAAAGCUCGCAGCAGCCGCCAAGGCCAACGUCGAUGGAAAGACAGUUGUCGGCGGAGCUGUUGGUCAAAUCCCUCUCGCAAACGCUGCCUUUGUCCCAGCCCCGGCACAGGGUGCUGGCGGUGGCGGCGGUGGCCCCCCUCCGGCUACCGCUCCGGCCGCGCCCCCUGCCGAAGCUCCCGCUGCCGCCCCAGCUGCUCCCGCUGCUCCUGCCGAACCCGCCGCUCCUGCUGCACCUGCCGCUCCCGCUGAGCCCGCAGCAGCAGCAGCGCCUCCCAUCGCCGGUGCCCUAGUGGCGUGA
Molecule: messenger RNA, 822 nt
Organism: Colletotrichum gloeosporioides
Lineage: Eukaryota; Fungi; Ascomycota; Sordariomycetes; Glomerellales; Glomerellaceae
Exons: 3
Coding region: 1-822 (273 amino acids)
Source: RefSeq, a predicted model, not a curated record